UUCAUGAUGCGUGUGAUUAUUUUAUUAUUUACGGUGCUAGCAGUUGCGCUCGGCAACCAAAUCAGUUUUGAAGAUUUGGAUAUAGAAAAGUUAUUGAGCAAUGAGGAAAAGAGUAAAGCAGCGUUCGCAUGCCUCAUGGAUCAGAAGCCUUGUGGAGAGAUGCAGGGAUUAAGAGAUACUAUACCCUACUUGAUAAAAACUAAAUGUGGUCAGUGUACUCCAAAACAGAAGCAGAAGUAUGAUCACAUAUCUAAAGUUCUCAGUGAAAAACAUCCAGAAUACUUCAGUGCUUUAGCGUUAAAAUAUUCGCCGUCGGCGCAAUAAAUUUGAAUAGUCUAAAA
Messenger RNA from Vanessa tameamea, 341 nucleotides. RefSeq names its product allergen Tha p 1-like. The coding region runs from base 4 to 324 and encodes 106 amino acids. The transcript is spliced from 2 exons. The record is from RefSeq and is a predicted model, not a curated record. NCBI's taxonomy places the organism in Eukaryota, Metazoa, Arthropoda, Insecta, Lepidoptera, Nymphalidae.